Messenger RNA from Naumovozyma castellii, 804 nucleotides. It is a transcript of the gene TRS31, whose product is annotated as TRAPP subunit TRS31. NCBI's taxonomy places the organism in Eukaryota, Fungi, Ascomycota, Saccharomycetes, Saccharomycetales, Saccharomycetaceae. The record is from RefSeq and is a predicted model, not a curated record. The transcript has a single exon. Bases 1 to 804 code for a protein of 267 amino acids.
AUGCCGCAUCAAAAGAUCAUUCAAACCAGCAGCAUAGAUGCCCAAUCAUCUACCAGAUCAACGUCCAAUACUGGGACGCAUUAUGACGAUUUAUUAUACCAAAGAUCACUGAUUUACAAGAAGAAUGAAAUCUCACUAUCGGCAAUGACGUUCUUAUUUCAAGAAAUGAUAAACUAUCUACAUCAAUCCAGCUCCACCAUGUCUGAAUUCGAAUUAAAACUAUCCAGAUACGGGCAAUCCAUUGGCUUAAGAUUACUAGAACUACUAAACUUCAGAGCUUCACUACCGGCCUCUCUCACAUCGAUCCCAACACGAUCAUCCAUCCUAUUCUCAUCAUCCGCACCACUUACAGAUCAAGCCAACUCCAACUCAACAAACACACCCGAUGCUAUAAGAAAGAGAGAGGAAGAAUCAAGUACCAAUGCCGAUCUAGCCAAACAUAUAACGAAGAUGAGACGUCGUGAUUUGAAAAUCUUAGAUAUCCUUCAAUUCAUCCAUGGUACCCUUUGGUCAUAUCUCUUCCAUCACGUCUCAGACGACCUAGUGAAGUCUUCCGAGCGUAACAAUGAAUAUAUGAUUGUAGAUAACGAACCACAAUUGACACAAUUCAUCCCACAGAGUUCUAAGUUUCUCAAUUCUUGUCAUUUCUUCGUGUGUGGAAUGAUACAGGGGUUCCUGCUUAACGGCGGAUUCCCCUGUUCAGUAAGCCCUCAUUUGAUGCCCGUGGAUGGGUUUGAUGAAAGAGUUAUAUAUCUGAUUAAAUUUGAUGAACAAGUGCUGGAGAGGGAAUCGUUAAGGUUUUAA